Messenger RNA from Vicia villosa (hairy vetch), 1239 nucleotides. RefSeq lists its product as uncharacterized. NCBI's taxonomy places the organism in Eukaryota, Viridiplantae, Streptophyta, Magnoliopsida, Fabales, Fabaceae. The record is from RefSeq and is a predicted model, not a curated record. The transcript has a single exon. Gene Ontology annotation, molecular function: nucleic acid binding; RNA-DNA hybrid ribonuclease activity. Bases 1 to 1239 code for a protein of 412 amino acids.
AUGGUGGCGGAUUAUUGGACAGAUGGUAAUUGGUCCCUCCCGGAGAAUCUCAUGCUGGCCAGACCUAACAUUUUAUCUAUCCUCUCCAAUUUUGCAAUCUCAAAUAUGGACAAGGAGGAUCUCUUAGCUUGGAAAAGUGUUGAGAAUGGUAUGCUUUCUAUUAAACAUGCCUACAAGCUGUUGAUGAAUAAUAAAACUGACAAGAUCUUUUCCUGGCCUUGGGAUACUGAUGUUGCUCCAGCUCAUUCCAUGGUUUGCUGGAGACUCCUUCACAACAAAUUGCCUACCGAUGAUAAUUUAAAGAUUAGAGGUUUCUCCUUUCCCUUUGUGUGUUCUCUUUGCUGUGGCCAUAUGGAAUCUUCCACGCAUCUCUUUUUCGAGUGCCAGUUUGCGAAGAGCAUUUGGAAUUGGCUCAGUUCUCAGUUCUCUUGCCCGAUGCCCAUUGUCUAUUUGCAAGACUGCUUCCUUGUUUUAGAUAAACCUUGGAGCUCUCAAGCUAGAGCAGUGGCUAAAGCGUGCAUCAUGCAUACUCUGUAUCUGAUUUGGCAGGCCCGCAACCAGCUAAGGUUUGACAAUAAACAUACUCACUGGAAGUCCUGUGUCAGCAAAAUCAUGGCUAAUGCUAAAAUGGUUGGCAACUUAACUAAGAAGAAAGCUAAUGAUUAUAUGCUCAGCUUCACUUUUCUGAAAAGUUUUGAUGUUAAAUUAAAUCCUCGGGAUACGAUUGCAAUGAUUGAUGUGAUUUGGAGUCCUCCGUUGCAGGGUUGGAUUAAGUGUAACAUUGACGGCAAGGUGGAUGGUUCGUUAGCUGCUGGUGGUGGAAUCUUUCGCGACUGGCAGGCCUCUCACAUUUUGAGCUUCAGUGCCUUUUUUGGUGAAGGAUCUCGAGUCGUGGAAGAGUUUAUGGCUACUAUUAUGGCUAUUGAGAAAGCUAUGAUGAUGAAGUGGAAGAAAUUAUGGAUUGAGACAGACUGUAAGUUAGUGGUUUUAGCUAUUUCUAACUCUAAUUUAGUGCCUUGGAGUUUAAAAUCUCGUUGGCUUACGUGUUGGGAAUACACGCUUAGCAUUGAUUUUAGGAUCAGUCACAUAUACCGUGAAGCCAAUUUUUGUGCGGAUUUCCUGGAAAAUAUAGGAUUUAGAAGCAAAUCGAUCUCUUGGUUUAGUUAUGUGCAUAAGGAGAUUACUAAGGAUUACUUGCUAGACAAGAUUGGUACCCCUAGACUAAGACUUAUUUGUUGA